UACCUACGGUGAGGUUCAUGCAAGGUGUCAACCACGAUGCGUGAAUAUUUAAAGGAGGAAGGUCUAUACGGAGUUGAAUUGAAGCAAGCGUUUCCUCUCUCUACUCAGAAACGAACGAAAUGGGCCUUGACUUGUACUUGAACGGCGUUGCUCUCGUUGUUGGUGCUGGCUCCGGUAUGGGUCGUGCCACAGCUCUGGCUUUCGCAGAGGCUGGGGUCCGUGGCCUGAUUUUUGCCGAUAUCAGGGACAAAGCCGCCGCUGAAGUCGCUGAGGAAGCCAAGGCGGUCGCGUCCGACUCCCAAUUCGAAUCCUUCGUUAUCCAGGUCGACAUGGGUGACGAAGAGUCCGUGAAGAAUCUCAUGGCCAAGUCAGUCGAGAAAUUUGGACGUGUGGAUUAUUGCGCAAACAUCGCUGGUUCAUUUGGUAGAGAGAGGAAGCCGUUCGCCGAGACCCCGACGGAGGAGUGGUUGGCGAUCCAACAGACCAACAUUAACGGUGUCUUCUUCCUCGUCAAGGAGCAGAUCAAGAUCAUGGAAAAGCAGGAGCGUCUCGUGACGCCAUUGACUUCAGAAGCACGCCCAGCAGAACGGGGCAGCAUCGUUGUGCUGUCCUCCGCUGCCGCCGUGAUCGCUGUCCCCGAAGGUGGUGCUUACACCCACACCAAAUUCGCCACGAACGGUCUGACCAAGGCAGCUGCCCAGGACCACGGAAAGAAUGGUAUCCGCAUUAACGCGAUUCUCCCUGGGUAUAUCUUUACGCCGGGUUUGGCUGCAUUCCCUGGUGCAACUCCGGAGACGGCCCAGAGGAUUCUUGAUAACAAUGCGCUCCAUAGAUUUGGAGAGCCGAGGGAGAUUGGCGAUAUGGUAGCGAUCUUGAGCAGCCCCAGGAACAGCUACAUGAUUGGCGCCAGCAUUCUUAUUGAUGGCGGCCAGACUAUCACUGCCGAGUAGAUUGGCGAGCCACUUAAUAUUGUUAGACCCGCAUAUCUGUACUAUUAAUCACAUAAUGACCAAAACUUGAACAUGAUGCGUACACGUUUUCUGGGGAUC
This is a messenger RNA of Guyanagaster necrorhizus, 1049 nucleotides long. RefSeq names its product NAD(P)-binding protein. Lineage: Eukaryota; Fungi; Basidiomycota; Agaricomycetes; Agaricales; Physalacriaceae. The record is from RefSeq and is a predicted model, not a curated record. The coding region runs from base 120 to 950 and encodes 276 amino acids. The transcript has 4 exons.